UCACAAUGGACUGUACUGAAAAGACAUGUUCAGACAACUGUGAAUGAAACAAACAAGCAUUUCCUUGGUGACGGUGGGACUGAUUCUGUUACCUUAGCAGGUUUUUCUGUGUCCACAGAUAAUUAUUUCAAACAAUACCCGAUUUGCUUUAGUUUCUGGUGUGACUCCAAGUCUGUGUUACAGACACAGUGUAAUUUACCUAUUCAUUUUUUGAGGCUUCACAGUUACAUUGUGUUUAAUUUUUUUACUCUGCUUAGAGUCGUCAGGAUGACAACUGCCACAACCUACUCUUUCCCUUAUGAACAGGUCUGGGAAGAACCUAAAACCCACUCAAAGGAAUGGAGCUGCCGGAUAAGUCUUAACAGAAAAUAACAGUUGCAUUUCUGAGUAUUGUGAAGUUUUGUUUGUUGCAGGAACAGGAUGGAGUUACCAGAUAAAGCUCGGAGGUGUAGCUCCUUUCACAAAAAGAAGCAAUUGCUGGAAGAGUUGGGUGAAAAAGAUGAGUCUGAGCUAGAUGAUUUUCCAAGUGAGCUUGGAGGAGAAGAACAUGCCCUGGAGACCACUGACCAGGAAACAGUGUGUGAAGAGGAAAGCAGUAAAAGUGUAUGUUCCAGUGUUGCUGUGAAAAAGAAGAGGAAGAAAAGGAGAUGACCAGUGAUAAAUCUGAGCAACUGCAAAUAUGAGAGUGUGCGGCGGGCAGCUAAAAUGUGUGGCCUCCGGGAAGGAACUGAGGUUGAUGAUUGGACCCUGUAUUGGACAGAUUCUUCUGUUUCACUAGAUCGGGUGAUGGAAAUGAAAAAUUACCAGAAAAUAAACCAUUUUCCUGGAAUGUCUGAAAUCUGUAGGAAGGACCUUCUGGCUAGAAAUAUGGGCAGGAUGUUAAAGCUCUUUCCUAAGGAAUUUAACUUCUUUCCCAGGACCUGGUGUCUUCCUGCAGACUAUGGAGAACUGCAAGCCUUUGGCCGAUUAAAAAAGCAUAAGACUUACAUCUGUAAACCAGACUCUGGCUGUCAAGGCAGAGGCAUUUUUAUCACAAAAACUGUAAAAGAUAUUAAACCUGGGGAGGAUAUGAUCUGCCAGCUCUAUAUCUCAAAGCCUUUUAUUAUUGAUGGGUUCAAGUUUGAUCUCCGGGUUUAUGUGCUGGUGACAUCAUGUGAUCCACUACGGGUAUUUGUUUAUAAUGAGGGCCUUGCACGCUUUGCAACAUCUGCCUAUUCAGACCCAUCACAGAGCAAUUUGGAUGACGUCUGUAUGCACCUGACUAAUUAUUCAAUUAACAAGCACAGUGCUAAUUUUGUACGAGACGAAGACUCUGGUAGCAAGAGGAAGCUGUCCACCUUUAAUAAAUACAUGGAACAAAAUGGGUAUGAAACGGAGAAGAUAUGGAAGGACAUUGAAGACGUUGUUAUUAAAACACUGAUAUCAGCUCAUCCUAUCAUCAAGCAUAACUAUCUCACUUGCUUCCCCAACCAUACCAUGUGGAGUGCUUGCUUUGAGAUCCUGGGAUUUGAUAUUUUAUUGGAUCGAAAACUAAAACCGUGGUUGCUUGAGGUGAAUCAUUCUCCAAGCUUUAGUACUGAUUCGUGGCUGGACAGAGAAGUCAAAGACCAGCUCUUGUACGACACUCUAGUUCUAAUCAACUUGGGGGCAUGUGAUAAGCGGAAAGUCUUAGAAGAAGAGAAACGUCGGGGAAAGGAGAGGCUUCUUAAGCAGUGCCGUAAUCGAGAAACCAGGGAAUGUAAGAAAGCUUCACAGCCUUCAGCAAAGCUAGGGAGUGCAGCAAGAGGAAACUCACCAGUGUGUGGGCUCAGUACAGAACGGGCUGAGGAAAACAAGAACUGCCAAGCUGCUUGGCUCCAGCAAUCUGAGAAGUACGAAGAGAACAACACAGGAGGGUAUCGCCGAAUUUAUCCCAGUUCUGAUUCAGACAGAUACGAUAAGUUUUUCCAACACAACAAUUCACUCUUCCAGGAAACAGCAGCUUCCAGAGCACGUGAAGAGUAUGCCAGGCAACUGAUCCAGGAACUACGUCUGAAACAGGAGCAAAAAGCAACUCUGUUGAGAGAAAAGAAGGCUGAGCUGCAGGGAGAGUCUAGUGGAGAAAAGAUAAAGAUUGCCAGGCACAAGGUGGUAAGCAGAACAAGAAUGGUUCGAGUUUCUGCCCAGCCUCAGGUUUGUUCAGAGUCUUGCCCUGUGCCUACCUUCCUGCCUGAACAUUUUUCAGAUGUGCAACAACCUGAGAAAAAAGUGGACCAUGGGUCCAACAACUGCUCAGAAAUCCUGGAAAAACUUCCUGUGAGACCAUACAGCUCUGUGCCUGACCUUUCCAGAAGAAACUCAUCCAACACCUCAGAACAAUACAAUUCCACUCCAGAACUGAGAGAUACUAUUAGCAGCCACCACUCUGCACCAGAUAUGAGUGUAAGAUCAAGACUCCAGCAACCAGGCGAGUUUACAAAAGCACAUGGUAAACAAUGCCCAUGUCCUCAUAAACAUUUCUCAGCAAUGGCCCAGCCUCGUGCAAAGAGUGUGACAGCAACAAGCAAGGCUUGCCGGGAUGGUCUACCUAUUAAAAACUUUCGUCCGUUUGAAGAAGAGCCCUUCCGGUCUCAUCGUGGAGGUUAUGUAGACUUGCCAUGCUCUGCUGCACAGACAAUGAGAAUUAAAUUACCUGAAAAAGAACAAGAUAAAAGACCCGUCUCAGAAUUCUUCAGCAAGAUGAAUUGCACACCAGUGGAAAGAAACCUUCGGCUUCUCUUGCAACAGCCAUCUCAUCACUUCACCAACCGAGCACAAAGUGCUUCUCUUUCAAGACGAAUCCUAGGCAGCAGGAGUGCUUCUUGCAGGAAACCCCAAAGGGUCUACCGUGCCCAUGUCCCUGCUGAACGGCAGAUGGUUGAACACCACAGUUUGCAGGACCUUCUGAUGAUCUCCCGUAUGAAAAAUCAGCCCCAAAGAACCAACAAUCCAUCAUUGGGAGAUAGUGCUGUGAACAAGUAACAGGCAAGGGGUCUGAUCCAGUCCUCCACAAACACAGACAUACUGAAUUAUUUGAAUUGUUCAGCCAUAUCCUAUGUACUGUACUAUUCGGUACAAUCCUUUGCCUGCAGCAAAGAACUUUGACUUGUACGAAAAAUGUGUCUUUUUAAGGUAAAUGGGUCAUGAAGUAUUGGAAGCACCUGGUUUUCUGUUCCCUGCAGAAUGAUGUGGCUGGUAUACUGCAAAUGAAAACACCAUCGUCCAUGGAUUUCUAUGAAGAUGGAUGCUGCAUUCAGUGCAUUUCAGAUACUAGAUAAUUUUCUGCAAUGUCCCAACUGUAUGGUCCUCUAGAUCUGCACAUGGAUGGAGUCGUGCCACUGAACUUUGCAAAUGGAAUCAUAAGGACCAAAUGUGAUGUGACACAUGUCUGUAUGUCUCAUCUUUUUUUUCCCUAGAAGGUUACAAUAGGGAUCAAAGUUGUGGGGGAGGAGGGCCUCUUAACCCUCCCUUAAGCUGUUUUGUCAAUUCAAAAGUUUUUCCAUGCUGUUUUUGUACUUGUGGGGGGAAAUGUACAGGAUCUAUAUAUUAUGUUUCUCUGAGAUGAAAACAGCAGCUCAGGAGGAGCAAUUCUGAGUGGACAAACAUCUGGAAUUAUGCAGUCCUGCCUCUCAUAUCUCUGUUUCCUCUGGCAGUUCCAAAGGCUGCUUUUGGUUUAAGGAAACAGGAUAAAGAUUCAAUGACUGGAUUGCUUGUCAUCCCUCAUUAGCUCUAGACUUCUUACAUUUUUCAAAGCAAUUCAUGUUAAUAAAUCUGGUGAGAAGUUGUAAAGAACGAGCAGUUCAAAGAUUCUGAAAAUGGCAAAGAUUUGAGUAUGAGGGAAAUUGGCUUCCCUUCCUGGAAUAAAACAGCCCUGUACAGCUUUGGAUUAUGUAUGCAGUUGUCUAUAGUUGCAAAACAUUUGCUCAAGAUCCUGUAUUUUUCUUGCCAUAUUUGUUGCAACAGCCCUAAAUAUUGUUGCUGCAGUUUACCUCCCCUUCUUACCCUGCCCUGUUUCCACGUUCACAGUGCUUUUGCCAGGAGGAUGGGAUGGUGGACUGCACUUAAACUAUCCAUAGGCAAAAGUGGGCUGUCAAAUUCUCAGCAUGAAAUAUGGGUUACUCAGGGGGGGAAAACCUGGGGAUGAGGAUGUUGAUUGCACAGCAUAGACUUUGGUAUUUGGGGCAAAGUCCCUGCAAUUGCUUGUUUAUGUAACUUUAAUGAAAGUUUAUAGUCAUGAUUACUAGGAGUCAAGGGACUGGGGCUUCCUGGCAGGACUGAAUCUUCCUGGCAGUGCAAAAGUGUGAUUGAGCCUGUAAUAUUCAGAGCAGAAGCAAGCAUGGCAACAAUAAAUGCUUGCUUUUCCAUGCAAUAACGAGGGAAUUGAUUCUACCUUUUUACAUCUUACACCAGCUGAUGCUGACAUAUCUGCGUAAAUGUGGCACACCCUAACAUAUGCUGACAAACGUGUUGAUUUUUAUGGUAAUGAUUGUGCAAUGCGUUUCAACUGUAGGAAGCACUCCUCAUUGUAGCAAUAAUGUUGCCCAGGUCCCACCUAUUCUUAUGUGUGUAUUCUCAGGAGACGGCUUUAUAUAAUUCCCUUUAUGCAGAGGAUGAGAUUUCUGGACUUGUUUAAUUCUGCCAUAUUUGCCCUUUGUCUUAAUUAUCAUGCUUCAGUUAUUGUUUGCCAUGGCUUGUGUCCUAUUGCUUACUACCCUUCCAUCCGAUCACAACCCGUCUAAAUCCAAAAUGAAUCCUGUGGGAAUAAAAUAUUAUUCAGUAUGGGAAUAAAAUAUAUAUGCAAGUUUCAUUUGAUUGCCAUAAUUUAUUUUGGCUGCAAAAUUUGAG
Messenger RNA from Sceloporus undulatus (fence lizard), 4863 nucleotides. RefSeq names its product tubulin tyrosine ligase like 6 (gene TTLL6). The record is from RefSeq and is a predicted model, not a curated record. NCBI's taxonomy places the organism in Eukaryota, Metazoa, Chordata, Lepidosauria, Squamata, Phrynosomatidae. Gene Ontology annotation, biological process: microtubule cytoskeleton organization; protein polyglutamylation. Gene Ontology annotation, molecular function: tubulin-glutamic acid ligase activity; tubulin binding. Gene Ontology annotation, cellular component: cilium. The transcript has 18 exons. Bases 706 to 3000 code for a protein of 764 amino acids.